AUGUCCCCAUUCUUCAUCACCGAGUUGGGACUGUCCUUUGUGUACCUGAGUGUCUUAGAGGUCUGUUCACUUUCUUUGAAACAUUAUUAUUUGUGUAAACCCGAAGACAACAUCUACAGUAUUGAUUUCACCCGCUUCAAAAUUCGCGACUUGGAGACAGGGACAGUGCUGUUUGAGAUCGCCAAGCCCUGUGUCUCAGACCAAGAGGAGGAGGAGGAGGCAGGUGGGGAUGUGGAUACCAGUGCAGGACGCUUCGUCCGCUAUCAGUUCACACCAGCAUUUCUUCGCCUCCGGACAGUCGGGGCUACGGUGGAGUUCACCGUGGGAGACAAACCUGUGUCAAACUUCCGGAUGAUCGAACGGCACUACUUCCGGGAGUGCUUGCUGAAAAACUUUGACUUUGAUUUCGGCUUCUGCAUCCCCAGCAGCAGGAACACUUGUGAACAUAUCUACGAGUUUCCCCAGCUUUCUGAGGAUGUCAUUCGUCUGAUGAUUGAAAACCCCUACGAGACCCGUUCUGACAGCUUCUACUUUGUUGACAACAAGCUGAUAAUGCACAACAAGGCCGACUACGCCUAUAACGGAGGCCAGUGACUGCGGGGCUGGACAGGGGAGUGCUCUGCUGCCGCCCAUGGUCCUGGCGCCUGGAAAUGGUUAAAGCUGCUGUAUGUCACGCACCGGGGACCUGGCCCCAGGGAGCCACAGCUGGGGGGCAGUUUCCGGUGCUCCGAGAGAGGUGCCAAGCAGCGCUGUGUUUCCUCCCCCAGUAUUUUCUCUUUCUUCUUUUCCCUGCCCUUUAGGUCAGAGGUCCUAUAUAGUAAAGAUUAGGAUAAGGUCCCUCAAAUCCAGAUUGAAAAAGAAAGACUAUUUUCAUGUAGUCAUAGCGGCCUAGUGGUUGUCCUGACCAGCCUGUGUGUCUGCAGGGCUGUGCCAGGCGAGGGGGCUCAGGCCUUCUGUAGGUUCCCGGGUGCCGUGAGCUGUGAGAGCAGCCUCUUCGGCUCCGUCUCUUAUUCCUGGUGUUGCCCUCGGCACCAUCUGACCUCAGCCUGUGCAUAGUUAGAAACCAAAUGGAAAGAAACUUGAAAGGGGGUGAGGGGAGGAGUGGCGCCAAGAGGUGAGGCACGAGGCUGGUAAGGCUGCCACGCCGCAGGGCCCACUGUAUGGAGCGGCUGCUCACCUGUCUGACCGCACGGUCCCAGGCGGCCCUCCCGGGGCCCACAAGGUGUCAGCUGGCACCUUCCGACCUCGUUCUGAGGGGAGAGGAGCUUGCCUGCUUCGGGCUCCUGACUCAAGUACCUUCUGAAACGGAACGUCAUCUCUCUCGAGGCCGAGCAGCCGGUUUCGCUUUUGGAAGUCAUCUCUCUCGAGGCCGAGGAGGCCCCGUUGUAUGUCUCUUUUUCCAGGCUUCUUUUUGGGAGGUUGUAUGAAAUGUCAGGGGUGGUUCUGGCGUAUGUGACGUGCAGUUAGACUUCCGAUAGCACAGUUCAGGCUCGUGGGGCUGCUCUGGCUCACACGGGGGCUGCUACAGUCACUGACCAGCAGCCGCUUCCAGGCCGCGUUGGAUUCCCUGCUCAGCAUGGCCGGGAGGGCUGGCUUUUAAUGGGGAUUUGCCUCUAAAACUCUGUGGACUUCUUACUUAGGGCCUCUCUGUCUGCCUUUCUACUGAGGUUGUUUCUGGAACCAUCCUGGCAGGUCAGAUCUAAGUAAUGCCUAUGGGUCCUUCAAACUGCCAGUUGGAAUCUUUUUGGGUGCGAGGCCUCUCAGCCUCUCACCGGUUCCGAGGAACGAGUUCUCAGAAAGGCUUCCUUGCACAUCCGGCUCCUUUGUCGCAGGCCUUGCCGGAGGCUCUCCCCACCUCCGCGCCCUGUGGUCUGGCCGGGCGGGUGACCCCGGGCUUGAAGGUCGCUGCGGUGGCCAGGCUUCAGCACCGAUAGGAAGGCCACUCGGGAGGCCCCAGGGGUGGGACAGUGGCUGGCGGGAGAGCUGUUUCCCAAAGCGCGUGGGAGGAAGGCCGAGAGGGGCCCGGGCAGGAAGGGCCAGCGCUGGGCCACAGGUGCCCUGUGCGUUCUGGGACCAGUGCUGUUCCCGUUUGGGUUCAGAGUGUGAGUGGUCUUGAGCCUCGGCGUGGUGCUGUGUGCCAGGCCAGAGUCCGGGCGGUGCCAGAUGCUGACGCUUUCUCACCGAGAAAGCCCUGGUUAGCCCUGUGUGCCAGCACCGGCUCCGACCAAUGAAGGGAGGGAGGUCCGGCACCCUGCAGACCGGGAAGUCUCAGCACUGGAGUGGAUACAAACCCAGGUGCCUUACGUGGGCUCUGCCCCACGCUGCUGGGGAGGCUGCCGCGCCCUCGCUCCCCCGGACAGCAGCCCUGCUCUUGCCCUCACCGUGGCUCCGCUAGCACCUCAUGCCUGUCGAGCUUCAGAAGCCCCGUCUGUGACGAGCCCAGAGCCCCAUCAGGAGGGUUCCUACCAUUUGAUGUUUAAUUCGCGUCAGGGUGUGGCUUCUGGAGCUGCCCAGAGCUCUGCUCUGUAGAGGGCGUCUUGGAAAUGUGUCCCAGGGCAGCCUGGGUCUGGCUUGAAUAGCGCUGCGUCCUCUUCCCCACUAGCUUGCCUUAGUCUCCCUGGAGACCAUGUUGAGGCCAAGUGCUCCCACUGCCCAGUAGGACAGGGUUGGCGUCCUGUGCGACUGCAGGUCUGGUGCUCUGUGCCUGAGACUCUGGACUCUUGGGUCCCGCUGCUCAGGGAAGCUUGAGAAGCAUCACCACACUGGGUGUUAACCAGGGUGAGUCUGAAGUUCACGUUUUUGUUCCUGAAUUGGGCAGAGAAGUGGAAGUCAUACUUCCUCUCAAAGUAUCUGAACCAAUCAAAAGUUGAAUCAGGGCUGGAGGCCAACACUAGUGAGGAACCUGGACUGUGGGUGAUACAAUGGGAGG
Messenger RNA from Myotis davidii, 2929 nucleotides. RefSeq names its product unc-119 lipid binding chaperone B (gene UNC119B). Gene Ontology annotation, cellular component: cilium. The transcript has 5 exons. The record is from RefSeq and is a predicted model, not a curated record. Gene Ontology annotation, molecular function: lipid binding. Gene Ontology annotation, biological process: lipoprotein transport; cilium assembly; nervous system development. The coding region runs from base 1 to 594 and encodes 197 amino acids. Lineage: Eukaryota; Metazoa; Chordata; Mammalia; Chiroptera; Vespertilionidae.